This is a messenger RNA of Varroa destructor (honeybee mite), 3310 nucleotides long. RefSeq lists its product as uncharacterized. NCBI's taxonomy places the organism in Eukaryota, Metazoa, Arthropoda, Arachnida, Mesostigmata, Varroidae. The record is from RefSeq and is a predicted model, not a curated record.
AUGUCGUCAUGGCCAGCGUGGGUCGGUCGAACCGAACAACUAAUAAGUACGGGUUGCGCGUUUGCAUCCGAGCUGCCCUGCGGCAGUGGUGGCCAACCGAUCACUCCUCUUCUGUGCCCGUUCGCCGCGAUGCACUGCGCAGGCCUGCAGUUAACGAUUGACGCUGCAGAUGCUGAAGUAUCAACGACAGGUGCAUUGUCUGCUGUUGCUAUUGGCGGUAGCGGGCGGCAUUCGAGCAACGUUCCACUGCCACUCCUUUACACUGCUGGCGAGAUCAUGCUUUCGUUCCCAGUAUCCGCCGAAGGGGCGGACCAACCGCAUAUGGGUCAGGAGACGUCCAUAACAUCGUCAACAGUUAUACCGGUAGAGGCAUUAAUGAAAGAUAUUGACUCAAUGCGGAUAUUCACUUCAUCAUCCACCCCCUGCGAAUCAACAACACCACUGCACAUAUAUAAGAGUCAUGUGAUAAUAAAUGUAAUAGUUGUUAUGACAAUAUUACGUGGGGCGUCGUCCCCAAUUGAGGUUCCCGCCUCACCACCCGCGUCGGCUCCGGCAACGCCGCGCACCUCAUCCUCUUCGCCUGUUGUACUCGACGAUGCAGGCGACGUCAGCCUCAUGGAUCAGGACCAGCCUGUGUCCAUAAUAGUGAGAACCGGCGCUAGCGAAUAUGAGCUGCCAUGGGAGCAGCUAGAAUCUCUUUUCAAAUUGUGUGCCAAAUGCGGUGGUCGUGUGGAUGACUCCGCUGAGGACGCACACACGGAAGGCUGCGCCCUUACCCGUCUUGCUGUUACGGACGGUAGCAGUAAUGGAGCCAGCAGCAACAACACCAAUGUGAACCUGAGUAACGGGGGUAAUGGUACGGGGAAGUCUGUAGAGAACAGCAGUCGAGCGCCCAUUACCCUCGAAACGCUCUGUCAGCUGGCCAAGGCGCGCCGAAAGCACAGCAGUGAGAACAGCAGCUCAGACGCCUUCAACUCGGAGAGGUGACUUACACUUAACUCGGUGGAGAUACAAUCGUCAGAUUUAGAAUUCGAAGCAGCAGCAGCACGUACCUCAGCAACAAUGACCCUAACAGCAGCCAUACAGUUCCCAGCAAAAUCAGAGAUAACAACAACAACACCAACAACAAUAGCUAUACCAGAAGUCCAACCGAAUACCGAUGCAGUCGCUUCAAAAAGGAUAAUGACAGAAUUGAGGAAGAUGACGUUGUCAUCAACAAAUGACGAGGUUAUGCAGCGAGGCCCGAUCGUGAUCGAUGGCGUCGAAAUGGAUCGGUUCACACAGCCAUUAGCUGAUGGUAUCGUUAGUUCAGCAGAAUCACAGCCAGUCUCGCCAGAGUUAGUUCGGCCGUACAAGAAACUGCGUCGCUUUUUGCAAACCCAACAGGACAACAAUAGUGACAAUCGCAUGCCCUUGCCUUCUGAUUUCUGCAAUCAGAAGGAGUCGGUGCUGGUUGGUGCCGCAGCACUGCACAACGGUGGCGCUAACAACAACGAAAUUGACAACGAUACGAUCAUUACCAACGGCAACAAAAACAGCGGUGGUAGCAUAACUGCAACAAACUUUAAUAGCGUAAACAGAAAGACCAAUAGGCCGCUUAUACCGGCCUAUUUGCCGAAAAAGUUGCGCGGCCGAGGACGCUCACUAGAUCUCGGCAGAAGCGGUAGCGUUAGUACGAGCCCAUCGGAGAGUCCCGUUGAAAGUCCGCUAACAGACUGGAGUCGUGACGAUGUCACUCAGGAGGUUCCUGGGCCGGGCACUCGCCCCUACUGCAUCUACGACUAAGCAGCGGACACCGCCACGGAGCGGCCAGCAAUAGCUCGAGUAUCAGGAACAAAUUCAUAUUUUACUAAUACUACGGCUGCAUAUUGGAACAACACAGCGACAGAUCGGUCGGCCUGCAGUCGAUGGCCUACGACUACCAGCGACUUAUUUAAUAGCUCUGCGCUAUUCAAUACAACUUCCUAACUCUCUCAUCAUCACUACCACCAUUUAAUGUCUUGUAUAGUAUAUAGUGCUAUAGCAAACGAUGGCGUGUCGCGCUUUUAGUGCCACAUCUCACGUGUGGCCUACGCGGACGAGCGGUUAGUGCUAGUCCAAGCAGAGGGGAUUAUGGGAAAUACACAAUUAUGACUGACCACAAUCAAAUGACCGUAUUUCACAAGUGAAGGAAACAACACGAUCGAUGAAUGAGUACGAAUAGCUGAAAACAAAUCAUAUUCCUAUACAGAAAAUAAGAUACUAUUGUGUAUUAUUUUUGAAUGAACCAUUUUUGUUUUUUGUAUUAUUGGGUUGUGUGACGUCCUCAUCCGUUGGUGGCCACUGAGCCAGGCGCUGUACAUGGGCAAAUUAACCAUUAAAAGAAGGUAGCAACAUCCUGUACGUAGAGACAUUGCAGAAAACAUAACAGAGUAUUGUUUAGACCCAAGUUAGCGGUGAUUAGAUAUGGAAGCUGACGUCCCUCUCGGCGAAAACUGGUACUACAUGAAAACGAUAAACGGUCUAGAACAUGUUCAGCUCGACGCAGUGUGUUCAUUAUUAACUAUUCAUUAUACGAUUCAAUAACGAGCAUCGUCUAAUUUGAGUUUAACAAGCUUGUUUGUUGUUCCGAGUGAGGGUGUCAGCCAUCUUGGCAAGCCUUUGCACUACCGUUGGUGACUAGCACGUUCUCCAAAACUGAGACAAAUGACCAACGGAUUUUCGUACCGUUACGUCGUUCGUUCAAUUCGUUACAUCCUCAAAACGGCAGUGCUUCUGCAAAAUAUUUCUACAAAACAUAGAUAAAAUGUUGAAAGACAAAAAGAUUCAUUUAUUCUGGAAUACCAUACACGAAGAUGCUGUAUCUUAUCUGCCUUUUGGUUCCUAGAGACGAAGAGACACCUUCAUCGCCUGUAUGUGUGAAGACUAGCAGCGAGCAUAUUUAUGAACGCGCCAGGAAGCGCGAUUAUCCAUCGCUCGGAUUGGCUUACACCUGUAGCUCGAAGUAACGGCGCGAAAACUCCGAGGAACGGGCAUGUGCUAAUAGUGCUACUACAGAUAAAAUGAGAUUCGUAUCAUACAGCAAAAAAAAAAACAAAGGAAUAACAUGACUGGUCAUCAACAGCCACACACACACACACACUACGCGCGUAUAUAUAUAUAUAUAUAUAUAUAUAUAUAGAAUAGAAGACGAUGCUAUAGGAAGGGGGACGGAAAAAUCAUCUAUAUACAUAUAAGAUUAUUUUUCUUCGAUCUUUGAACGCAUUAUGGCAAUAGCCAUUUCAAUAGUUAUUAUUGCGAUUCAUAUUAUUCAAAUACUUGUUGUUGUAAU